CUGUUUCUUUCCCCUUGCAUGUUAUAACUAGAGGACUUCUCCUUUCCUUGUCUUCCUUCAAUCGCUCAAAUUCAAAUUAACAAAACUCACUCCCUCACCAUGCCAAUACAUACAAGAAACUCAAAAAAUCUGGCUGAAAAAAUUCACAAUGAUUUCCUUUCCCCACAAAAACAGAACCCCGCUGAAAAAAGAUCCCUAGUUUGUGGCAUUUCCCAUUCUGGCUCUGGCUCUAGGUCCGCAAAAUUCCCAGUCUUUCGUAACAAUGUGGUCGGUGUCCGUGAGGUUUCAACUCCUAGGCGAUCUUUGUUGCAGGACCCAAAUACAAACCAACUUUUCAACAACAAGACUAGUAAUUGCAAGUCUGAUGAUGAGGGGGUUUCGUCUUCGAAUAAAGUAAAAGGUGAAGUGGAAACCAGUAAUAGGAGGGGUGUUAUUAUUGGACUUGAAGCAUCCAAAGCAAGAGUGAGUGCUGUUGGUAUCUGUGAAACCAAGAAACUAGAGAUUGCUACUGCUGAUAAUAAUCAUAGGAAGAGAGAGAGAGCAGAGGGAGCUAAUAAACGGGCUGUUGAAGGGUGGACAAAGGAUCAGGAAAUGGCUUUGCAAAGAGCUUUCUUUACAGCCAAGCCUACCCCUAAUUUCUGGAAGAAGGUUUCUAAGCUGAUAGCCUCUUUCCUCCUGACUCCACAUGAUUGCAUUUACCACUUUAAAAGUGAAGGUCAGUGUAUCCAAAUGCGGGCAACUAUGUUGUUUGUUUUAUCAGCUGGCAGAAUGUGCCCCCCAGCAAUGCCCAGGCACUGUCGUUGGUUGUUCCUAAAGGUUCCUGGAAAGUCUGCACAGGAUUGUUUUGACAAAGUUAACUCUGACCACAUGACUCUACCCCAAACCUUCCCGCGAUCAAGGGCUAAGAGAAUAAACUCAUCACCGCUAGAAUGUUUUUCUAUCUCUGUUAGUAAACUGCUUAAUCCCUCUGGCCCAAAGAAUAAAAGAUUGAGUUGUAAGCAGAAGAGUCAUCUUGCACAUAAAAAUGUUAGAGAGUUAUUGCAAAAGCAGAAUCAAGUGAACCGAGAUUAUGAAGCAGACUUGUUCUCCAUUCUUGAACCUAACCAGAAUUCAUCUAUGCAAGAUUCUAAGCUGGCUGUUGAAAUUUCAACCCCUGAGCAUUCACAAGAAAAACUGGGUUUUCUUCACAAACUCCAUGAGAGUUCUUCUGACCAUAAAAGGCCCCUUUUGAGAUUGAGUUCAUGUGGGAUAGAUAUUGUAAGUCCCCCAGUACUGAAGCAGGUGAAAAACAAGGCUUUACAUGAGAAAUAUAUUGACCAAUUACACUGCAGAGAAGCUAAGAGAAAAGCAGCACAUGCACGGGCAGGAAAAUCUGUUGUAGGAAAAGAGAAUAGGGGAGAGAUCAAUGUUCAGAAAAUAGAUGUGGUUAGAGCUGCAAAAAAUGCCCUAGUUUCGGAUGUAAGAGAUGCUAUUUAUCAGCUCCAAGAUGUACAAACUAAUGCCAGCAGCUCUUCCGAUUUUCAUGAUGAUGGUGUUGGAAGUGAUGAUGACGGAGGUGAAAGCGUACUCUGAGGUAAGCGUUUUACUCUGUUGGUCAUUGUGUUUGAUGGUGAAGAUGUAAGAAUUCCCACCAAAAAAGGACACACUAAUUCGGUGAAUCGUAACUUCUGAAUUCAACAUUUUGGUAGUUAUAAUUGUUGCUGCCUUGUAUAACCCCUAAUUCUUUGAUCCUGUAAUGUAAAAUAAUCUUAGGUUAUACUUUUAGAUUUCUCUUUUUUAUUUCAAAGAAAUUGUCAGUCAUUCUUCCAA
Populus trichocarpa (black cottonwood) is the source of this 1809-nucleotide messenger RNA. RefSeq lists its product as uncharacterized. NCBI's taxonomy places the organism in Eukaryota, Viridiplantae, Streptophyta, Magnoliopsida, Malpighiales, Salicaceae. The transcript is spliced from 3 exons. Bases 100 to 1572 code for a protein of 490 amino acids. The record is from RefSeq and is a predicted model, not a curated record.